CCAACAUUCAGCAGGAUGCGGGAGAGCUGUUUCAUACACUCUUCAACUUACUGCUGGACCAGCUACACAAUCCACAAAUAUCUGCAGAAAUGAAGGCUCUGUAUGAAAUCAGAGUGGAGCAGUUUGUGAAGUGUCAGGUGUGUGGUGUUGUGAGCGAGAAGCAGAGCCGCAUGAUCAGCCUCCCUCUGCAGGUUCCUGAAAACCAUCCACAUCUUAAUCUGGAAAAGUCUCUGAAAAUGUUUUUUCAGCCUCAGAAUUUAACUCAAAGAAACGCAUGUUUCUGUUGGAAAUGUGAGAAGAGAACUGCAACACUACAGGGCUUCAAGCUGUUUUCGCUGCCCUCCAUUGUAAACUUCCACCUGAAUCGGUUCUGCCAUCGUUUGGACGGUUUCACACGUAAAAUCAACAGCACACUUGAAUUCGAUGAAAUUCUGGAUCUCAGUAAAUUUCCCAUCUCAGAAAAGGUCCUGAGCCAGAGAAAGAGCCAGAGUUAUUGGCUAUAUGAGCUGUUUGCAGUAAUUGUCCACAUGGGAUCGGCAAACUUUGGACACUACAUAGCAUACGUGAAGUAUUUUGAAGAUAAAAAGUGGUACCUCAUUGAUGAUUCCUCCGUCCAUUCGGUGCAAUGGGAAGCUGUAAAGGAGACCUUUGGCUCCAAAAGGGGUCAGACUGCAUAUUUGCUGCUCUAUAGGAAAGCAGAGCAAGAUGCAGGUGCCAAUACCCACUGAGUUGAUGGACGUAAAGGCUCUUGCUAUUCUGAAAAACCGAGAGUCUUUCACCAGUCGCUGAUUCUUCCUGCUUUGAGAAUGAAGAUUCCUGUAUUCUGCUGGUUAUGGCCAGCAGUUUAGCUUCACAACUAUGACUACAUCAUUUCAUCUGUCUGAGGUGCAGCUGCUGUUUCUCAUCUGUGUUUCAGAGUGCAGGGCUCUGCUGUUUCUGAGCUAAUGCCCAGGACUUUAGAAUAAAUUGGGAAUAAUUACAAGUAGGUGAGGCAGUGGAUGGUUACAACAACAACAAGAUUCCAUUUAUAGAGCCCCUUUCACGUCGGGAGGACGUCCCAAGGAGCUGAAAUACAUUAAUAAAUACAUUUGAAUAUUGGGGGAACCUUCAUACCUGAUUUGUACAUUUACGAAUUAUGAAUUUAAAGCUUUUGCUGGUCUUUAAUCCCACAAGGCAAUUGCACUCCUUGUCUUUCAAACCCACUGUGAAAAGGUGGAUUGAGAAUAUCAGUGAAUGAAGAGUCAGUGAAUGAAGAUGGUGGCUUGAGAUAAAUACAGUCGUGGUAAAUGUAUUGUGUGGGAAUAAUGGUGAUAUAGGUGGUUGGUAGAUGAUACAUUGCUGAAGUUCAAUAAAGACGGAAUGUUUUAACCAA
This is a messenger RNA of Callorhinchus milii (elephant shark), 1372 nucleotides long. Its product is annotated as ubl carboxyl-terminal hydrolase 18. Gene Ontology annotation, molecular function: cysteine-type deubiquitinase activity; cysteine-type endopeptidase activity. Gene Ontology annotation, cellular component: nucleus; cytosol. The record is from RefSeq and is a predicted model, not a curated record. Gene Ontology annotation, biological process: protein deubiquitination. NCBI's taxonomy places the organism in Eukaryota, Metazoa, Chordata, Chondrichthyes, Chimaeriformes, Callorhinchidae.